AUGUCCGAGCAACCGUCCCCAGCUGGGUCCUUGAUCAACAUGGUCUCCCCAACUCGUAGCGCUAAUCCUCACCCGGAGGAGUUUCUCCACCAUAAUUGGGAAGAUGUCGACGUCACCCAAUUCACCGAGUACGCCCCUGUUGGCAACCUUGGCGAUGCUGAACUUGUUUCAGUUAGUAGCUUUGGUUCCAACUUGGGAUCGCGCGAUCUCCUAGAGAUCGACGAAGUCGAUGAUGAGGAGGCGGAUCGAAUCUCCCGCAACAUUGUGGGUGAUGACUCCGUCGACCCCACCCAGUUCCCCGCUGACCACCCCUUCUUCGGCGAUGGACCACCUCGUCACCAAGACCCCGAGGAGCAAGCUGAAAUCGAGCGAGUCGAGAGGGAAGCGAUCGCUCGACGACGACAAAAAGCCGCCUCCGCCAAGCUGAUCAAGGGUGUCACCUUGUCCAAGCACCCCCACCGAUUCCCCGAGCUUCUUCGAUACGCUGAUGGAGCGUCUUUUUCGCAGUGGUUGUGGCGACCAUACGACUGCAGACUCUCCAUGGAGGACCUCUUAAAAGAGGUGCCAUUCGACGAAAACGACGAAUACCGAGGUCUUGAAGGCCGAGACACCGAAACCGCGAUCAUGCUCCUCAAGGCAUUCUUUCGGGGCAUGGUCCGUGAGACGACCCAUCUGGAGAAUGAGCUCAACCUGGGCGCUUUUGGUGUCCACUUGGAAUCCUCCAAGUGCACCAUCCCCUUGAUGAAUGUCCAGUUCGGCCACAUUCCCGAAGUUGGCAAGAAGGGCUCUAUUCGACGAGGCCGAAUCUUCAAAAGACAGCGACGAAACUAA
This is a messenger RNA of Oikopleura dioica, 831 nucleotides long. NCBI's taxonomy places the organism in Eukaryota, Metazoa, Chordata, Appendicularia, Copelata, Oikopleuridae. The record is from the annotation of a GenBank genome assembly.